AUGCAAACAAGAGCCGGCAAGCGUAAGCGUGUCGAGAUUGAGCUCGAAGAAGGAGAUACUUCCAAAUACUUCAAGAAAGAAACUAGUGAGAUAUCUAUACCAAACUUGAAGAAAACAUGUCCAUCAGACAUACAAGGUAUCGACGUUGAAAUGGUCAAAAAAAUGGGUCCCGAUACGUACUAUGAUUGGGUGGAUGCCAGAACGAAGGACGAAAUUACCUACAAACCGAUCGCUGACAGAUCUGAAUUCCCUCGAAAUUUUCUACCCAUAUAUCAAAAGGUGAGAUUGAUGCGCUCCAAAAUUGCUACACCUGUUGACUCAGUAGGGUGCGCCAUGAUUCCUCUUACUGUUGGCAAAGAGUUUGGAGAGUCAAAAGAAAAGAUGUUGCCACGCACGUACCGUUUUCAGCUGCUCCUCGCAUUAAUGCUGUCUUCUCAGACCAAAGACGAGGUCAAUGCUAGAGCCAUGUUCAAUCUCAAGGAAUAUUGCAGAGAUGACCUUCAAGAUCCGGAAGGUGUCACUCUAGAAUCCAUUUCCCGCAUAGACCAGGAAAUACUGGCACAACUCAUAUAUCCUGUGAGUUUUUACACGAGAAAGGCUCUCUACAUCAAGAAAGCUGUGAAGCUUUUAAAGGACAAUUUCGAUGGUGAUAUGCCCCCGGAUAUCGUGGGACUAUGCUCUUUACCCGGUGUAGGUCCCAAAAUGGGCUACUUGGCACUCCAGAAAGGAUGGGGCAAAGUUGAUGGGAUCGGUGUCGACGUUCACGUCGAUAGGCUCUGUAAAAUGUGGAAGUGGGUGGAUCCUCAGAAGGCAAAAACUCCCGAUCAUACUCGCAAAUUAUUGGAAGAAUGGCUACCCUACGAUUUGUGGUAUGAAAUAAAUCCUGUUUUGGUUGGGUUCGGUCAGGUCAUUUGUUUGCCCAGGGGGAAAAGAUGUGACCUAUGCAUGGCGAACGACGUCUGCAACGCAGCAGAUCGCAAAAUUGUCAAUUCUGCAAAGAAUCGUAACGAGCUGCGAAAGAGUCGGGGGAACGUUUCCAAAUGGAUCGAAUAUUUAGAGGAAACUACCGGCGCUCAAGAAACUGUAGAAAAAGAUGGUGAAGUAAAAGUGAUCUUGGAACAGAGCGAAACCGAUGUGAAAAGGUGA
Lachancea lanzarotensis is the source of this 1146-nucleotide messenger RNA. Its product is annotated as LALA0S09e07096g1_1. Gene Ontology annotation, cellular component: nucleus. Gene Ontology annotation, biological process: base-excision repair, AP site formation; nucleotide-excision repair; base-excision repair. The record is from RefSeq and is a predicted model, not a curated record. The transcript has a single exon. The coding region runs from base 1 to 1146 and encodes 381 amino acids. Gene Ontology annotation, molecular function: 4 iron, 4 sulfur cluster binding; oxidized pyrimidine nucleobase lesion DNA N-glycosylase activity; DNA-(apurinic or apyrimidinic site) endonuclease activity. Lineage: Eukaryota; Fungi; Ascomycota; Saccharomycetes; Saccharomycetales; Saccharomycetaceae.